AUGCGACGUGAUUUCACUUGGACAUUCACCGUGGCCAACGUGAAGGUACCCAUCCUCGGCGCGGAUUUCCUGGCGCAUUACGCACUGGCGGUCCAUAUGAACCCUAGGACCCUGUCCGAUACGACUACGAAUCUCCGUGUCUUAGGUACCCCUACACGUCAAGGCUCCAAAGGAAUCAGCGUCGCAACAUUCCAUGGUCGCGAGUACUUAGAUCUACUGACACAGUUCACGGACAUAACACUACCACUCCAAGUAACGGCUUCAGGUGACCACCAGACUCAGCACCACAUCAGAACUAGAGGUCCUCCCGCACACUCCCAUCCGCGACGACUCGCUCCGCAGAAACUGGCGUACGCCAAGGAACAAUUCGACAAAAUGCUGAGUGAUGGCAUCAUUCGUCCUUCCGAUAGCCCUUACGCCUCGCCACUACACUUAUUUCUUCGGCGCACCGACAAGCACCUUACGAUCAAGCGCGCCAACUCAACCGACACCGUCGCGAUUGAUCGGACCAAGCCUGCUUUUCUGGAGAAGCGACAGUACGACGCAAACCCGGCUCUGCAGCCCCCUAAUGCUAUUCCAGGGCACCCGGCACACGCAGCACCGCAAACAUCAGACGACACUCCAGCGACUCCUGUGCAGCAAACCAGAUCCGGUAGGAGGAUCACUUUCCCUAAAGACCUUCGUAAAUAUUAUUAUUAA
Acanthosepion pharaonis is the source of this 699-nucleotide messenger RNA. NCBI's taxonomy places the organism in Eukaryota, Metazoa, Mollusca, Cephalopoda, Sepiida, Sepiidae. The record is from the annotation of a GenBank genome assembly.